Molecule: messenger RNA, 435 nt
Organism: Chenopodium quinoa (quinoa)
Lineage: Eukaryota; Viridiplantae; Streptophyta; Magnoliopsida; Caryophyllales; Amaranthaceae
Exons: 3
Coding region: 1-435 (144 amino acids)
Molecular function (GO): nucleic acid binding; RNA-DNA hybrid ribonuclease activity
Source: RefSeq, a predicted model, not a curated record
AUGGCAUUAAGGCACCUGCGGGCAGGGGGGGUUCGAGUCCGUUGGCAGCCUCCUAAUGAAGGCUGGGUGAAGCUUAAUGUUGACGGGGGUGGGGAGGUGCAGUUCGCUGCUGCGCGUGUGACAGAGGAUCGAUGGCAGCCAUUGAUUGCUGAAGCAAAGGCUCUGUUCUUUGGCUUGCAAACUGUUGUUAAUACCGGCUUUCAAAGGGUAGUGGUGGAGAGUGAUUGUCUUGGGCUCAUCAAUGCGAUCGUAUCACAAGAUGUUGAGAGGAGUGAUUUUUAUCUGAUCUUGGAUGAUAUUUAUCAUAUGAGUGGUUUUCUUGAGUCGGUUUCGUGGUCUUUUGUUCGUAGGGAGGGUAGUAAGGUUUGGUUAUCGAAUUUUCCGUCUUGUAUUGUUAAUUCAUUGAAAUUUGAUCUACCUAUGGAUGAAAAUUAA